Molecule: messenger RNA, 606 nt
Organism: Miscanthus lutarioriparius
Lineage: Eukaryota; Viridiplantae; Streptophyta; Magnoliopsida; Poales; Poaceae
Source: the annotation of a GenBank genome assembly
AUGGACGAUGAUGUCGCACCAAAAAAGCCACAACCAGAAGUAUUCGACGGACCGCUGCUGUCUUCACGCGAUAAAGCCAAGAUUGAACGGAGGAAAAGAAAAGAGGAGAGGCAAAGAGAGACGCAAGUUUUCGUUCCUGACUAUGCUCUUCUUUUCAUCUAUGGACUGUCCUGCUUGCUGGUACAGGUUCAAUAUCAAAUGCAUGUCACGGAGAUGGAGGCACUUAGGGCUGGAAUGCCUCCUGUUUAUGUAAACCACAGUAAUGAUGGUGGGCCAGCUGUUAGGGAUAUACAUAUGGAGAACAUCAGCGUCACCGUUGGUGGUCGUGAUCUAAUUCAAGAAGCCACUAUAACACUUGCUUUUGGAAGGCACUAUGGUGAGUACUUUGUGGUUGUGAAGAUUGCGGACUUUGGAGUCUCAAGGAAUCCAUCUCAAGAGGGAGACAUGACUGCUGAAAGUGGUACCUACAGAUGGAUGGCGCCUGAGGUAAUAAACCAUAAGCCGUAUGAUCACAGGGCAGACAUCUUCAGCUUUGGUGUCAUUCUGUGGGAGCUGGUCACUUCAAAGAUAAGGCAUGGGAUACUGAAUUGGGGUUGCAUUCAUUAG